Molecule: messenger RNA, 716 nt
Organism: Bufo gargarizans (Asiatic toad)
Lineage: Eukaryota; Metazoa; Chordata; Amphibia; Anura; Bufonidae
Gene: SSR3
Product: signal sequence receptor subunit 3
Exons: 5
Coding region: 56-613 (185 amino acids)
Biological process (GO): SRP-dependent cotranslational protein targeting to membrane
Cellular component (GO): membrane; endoplasmic reticulum
Source: RefSeq, a predicted model, not a curated record
CCGGGAGGGCUCAGUCAGAGUGAGACGUGUCGCUUGCCUCUCUUCCUUUCCGAUCAUGGCUCCUAAAAGCAGCAGCAAGCAGCAGUCUGAGGAGGAUUUGCUUCUCCAGGACUUCAGCCGCAACCUCUCGGCCAAGUCUUCCGCCCUCUUCUACGGCAAUGCCUUCAUAGUGUCCGCUAUCCCGAUCUGGCUGUACUGGAGGAUAUGGCACAUGGAUCUGGUCCAGUCUGCUGUUCUCUACGCAGUGAUCACGCUGGUCAGCACCUACCUCGUGGCCUUCGCUUACAAGAAUGUUAAAUUUGUUCUUAAACACAAGGUGGCCCAGAAGCGGGAAGAUGCUGUCUCAAGAGAAGUAACCCGCAAACUGUCUGAAGCUGACAACAGGAAGAUGUCUCGUAAGGAAAAAGAUGAAAGGAUUCUCUGGAAGAAAAAUGAGGUUGCGGAUUAUGAGGCUACUAACUUCUCCAUCUUCUACAACAACACUCUGUUCCUGGUCUUGGUCAUUGUCUCCUCAUUCUUCCUGCUGAAGAACUUCAACCCUACAGUAAACUACAUCCUGUCUUUAAGUGUUGCUUCUGGCCUUAUUGCGCUGCUGUCUACUGGAUCAAAGUAAACGUUCUAUAACCGGACAAACAACUUGGCGUAGAGAAUCGUUCUAUGUAUUUUUUUUUUUGUGUAAUAGGCAACAUGUACAAUAAAGAUUGGGUUGGAUUUCU